GACAAAUUUCGAUACGGCAUAAAAAAUAAAAUUGUCUAUGAUGGUCAGUUUUCAUUUUUAUUUCUGAUGUCGAAACAACAGUGAAUUUGGUGAAAGUUAUUAUAUGAUAUUUUUGAAAAUCAUUCAAAAAUGAAUAAAUUAAAAUCAUCACAGAGAGAAAUAGUUAAGAAGUUCUUAAUGUUUACACAAACGAGUGAAAGCACUGCCAUAUAUUGCCUCUCACAAAAUGAUUGGAAAUUGGAUCUGGCGAGUGACAACUAUUUUCAGAAUCCAGAUGCCUAUUACAAAGGUUCCGUCAAAGCAUCGGUAGAUAGAAAAAAAGUAGAGCAGUUAUUUAACAAAUAUCGUGAUCAGCAAGAGAACGAUAAAAUCACAGUCGAUGGUGUGAUGAAAUUUCUAGAAGAUCUUAAUUUAAGUCCUGAAUCUAUAUUAGUUCUUAUAAUAGCAUGGAAAUGCAAAGCUGCUGUUCAAUGCGAGUUCACUAAGGAAGAAUUCAUGACGGGUCUCAUAGAGCUGGGAGUGGACAGCAUAAACAAAUUAAAAACUAAAUUACCAACAUUAGAAGUAGAAAUAAAAGAUCCAAAUAAAUUUAAGGAUUUCUAUCAAUUCACAUUCAAUUACGCCAAAAAUCCAGGCCAAAAGGGUUUAGAACUCGACAUGGCUAUAGCAUAUUGGAACAUUGUUCUCCGUGGAAGAUUCAAAUUUCUAGAUGCAUGGUGUAAAUUCCUAACGGACAACCACAAGCGCUCAAUCCCCAAAGACACAUGGAACCUUCUUUUAGAUUUUGCCACACAGAUUGACGAUGGUAUGAGCAAUUACGAUGCCGAGGGAGCCUGGCCAGUUCUCAUUGACGAUUUUGUAGAGUGGUGCCAGAAACAAGAGCUGACGGCCGACGGAGUCAAGUCUUUAGAGCCAGCAUCCGGCUAGCUGAUACUGAAAGGCUUCCAGUAUGAAGCGAGUGUACAAAAAGUUUGUACAAAAACUGAUAAACCAGAGGAAAGUGUUUUCAAACAGUUGCGGUUGAUUAUUUUUUUAAUUUUGGCUCGCCUUCUACUCUUCGUCCUGGAACUGUGCACCGGGGAGGGUUUAGCUAUCUUUAUUAUUUACUAUUUUUGUAGAUGACUAAAUUGAGAAUUUUUGUUUUUGUGCAUCUACAACAAACUGAACGUUUUGUUCAACGAAUUACAUAUUAACAGAAACUUUAUCACAAAGAUACGUUGUUCUCGUCCGUUAGUAUAAUGUACUCUAGGCGACCCGUUUCCUAAUGGUGUGUAGCGAAAAAUAAUUUUGAAUUAAAUAUUUGCAUUGAAAAUGUAGGGUAAAUUGAAAUAUUUGAUUUUAGAAUUUUCGAAUCAGAUUUAAUCCUUGCGUUAUAGCAUACUAAUCUGUGAAAGUAUAAAAUUAAGAUGUAAAUAUGUAUAUACAUGUUAAUGAUAUUAUUUUUUUUUUUAUUUUUAUUAAACCCUAGAUCUCUUCCUAUGUUUCUUUUUGUCGCCAGUUGUUAAAUAUUCAACCUUUAUUCUUAAUAUUAUGAUCAGAGAUGCAAAAAGAAGACAUCUCACAGUUGGUAAAUAAUGCAACGUGGUUCAGACAUGUUUGCAUAUUUUAUCCAAUAAAAAUGAGUGUCUGUUGAUUGUAUUUGUCGGUUUAGAAAAAUAUUUAUGUAUAAAUUAAUAAGUUUGGGACUAACGGUGCCUAAAUAACAACAGAUUGUGUUACAAUUAUAACGUUAACUGUGAUUGUCAUUUUAAUAACUUAAAAGUAAAUUAUUUAUAUUAAAUUUAACUUAAACUAGCUCAUGUUGAUGUAGUUGGACAGCGACAUUAUUUACUCUCUGAUUAGGCGGCAAUAGUUGCGCGACAACGUUAGUCGCGUUUGUCGAAAUAUUAAAAAAAGUAUAGGUACACUGUCAGUAUGAGUUUUAUGAGGAAAUUUCUGAUAUUUUAGCUGAAAUUGUUACUUCUGUGGUUAAAUUGAUACAUUUGAUUGUUUGGUACUUACAAUUAGAUUUAUUGUACAAAAGAUUUAAAAUUAAUGUAUCGAGUAUUAACUAAAAAUAAAUUGUUAAAUAAA
Messenger RNA from Danaus plexippus (monarch butterfly), 2073 nucleotides. RefSeq names its product DCN1-like protein 1 (gene SCCRO). Gene Ontology annotation, molecular function: ubiquitin-like protein binding; cullin family protein binding; ubiquitin conjugating enzyme binding. Gene Ontology annotation, cellular component: ubiquitin ligase complex. Gene Ontology annotation, biological process: positive regulation of ubiquitin-protein transferase activity; protein neddylation. Bases 130 to 927 code for a protein of 265 amino acids. The record is from RefSeq and is a predicted model, not a curated record. The transcript is spliced from 3 exons. Lineage: Eukaryota; Metazoa; Arthropoda; Insecta; Lepidoptera; Nymphalidae.